Molecule: messenger RNA, 702 nt
Organism: Sphaerodactylus townsendi
Lineage: Eukaryota; Metazoa; Chordata; Lepidosauria; Squamata; Sphaerodactylidae
Gene: RPL37A
Product: ribosomal protein L37a
Exons: 4
Coding region: 1-600 (199 amino acids)
Biological process (GO): translation
Cellular component (GO): ribosome
Molecular function (GO): structural constituent of ribosome
Source: RefSeq, a predicted model, not a curated record
AUGCAUACUCUCCUUCAGCUCUACAUUACAUGUUUGUUACAAAAAGAAACUGGGGUCGUAAGUAUGGGAUGCAGCUUGAUCUCAGGUCUGAUGACUUCAGCGGAGACUACUAAUCAGAGCGAAAUUGCCUCAGACCAGUCAACCAUAGAGCCGGACCAUCUAUGUAGGACUUCUAACAACUCUGAGAAUACUUCCGCUUUUUACUCUAUGGUUACGUCACGUGCUUAUUCUCUUCCGUCUCCGCGAGGGGGAAACCGGGUUGACGGCGCGCGUGCGCAGUGGAGACUUCCUUCUCUUUCUGCGGGCCAUAGCGGUGGCAAGAUGGCCAAGCGAACCAAGAAAGUUGGCAUUGUGGGUAAAUAUGGUACCCGAUAUGGAGCUUCCCUGAGGAAGAUGGUGAAGAAGAUUGAAAUUAGCCAGCAUGCUAAGUAUACCUGCUCCUUCUGUGGCAAGACCAAAAUGAAGAGGAAAGCUGUGGGAAUCUGGCAUUGUGGCUCUUGCAUGAAAACAGUGGCUGGUGGUGCUUGGACAUACAACACUACUUCAGCGGUGACAGUGAAAUCUGCCAUUCGAAGGCUGAAGGAGUUAAAAGACCAGUAGAAACCUCUUCUUCUCCUAACACUGUCUUAUAUGCUUCCAGUUUCUCAGUCUAUUGUUUGGAUGGUUGUUUUUUUGUCAAUUAAAGGUGGUUGUGAAUCUGGA